Messenger RNA from Peronospora matthiolae, 915 nucleotides. Lineage: Eukaryota; Oomycota; Peronosporomycetes; Peronosporales; Peronosporaceae. The record is from the annotation of a GenBank genome assembly.
AUGCGAUGCGCGAGCAAGGCCGCCGAGAGCGCGUCCGCACGUCUCUGUGCGGACGCCGAAGCAGAAACAACAGCAACUGAUGUCUCAUCGGUUGCUGAAGCGACUCAGCCUGUGUCACUUGGUGAUGCAGGCGCUGGUCAUGAAGACACUCAUGUCUUCACAGAGUACGAGCUCGGUGUCUCAUACUCUCCUGAUACGGAAGACGGAUCCGUAUCGACGGCGAUUGAAUCCAAGCCGCCUGCCAAGCGUGGCAUGGACGAUGCUUUGCGUCGCAGCAUCUUUGGUUCAUCUGAUGAAUCAGAUGAACCAUCGCCGAAGCGAAGGCGCUCGAGGUCGCGAGACUCGGGCGCUAACAGUGGUGUCGGUUCUCCUAUGGACACCACUUCGCAACGAGGUGCCAGUACUUCUGUCGGCACAUCGCAGGAAGAGCGGGACCGCAAUGUGUUGCGUCUCGCUCCUGAGAAGAAGGCAUGGAUGUCUCCCAAAUCCGUCAUGGAUCACUUGUCGGCGACGACGAGUGAUCGUUAUCGAACACGAUUGUUCGAUUCGUCAAGGAUCCAUCACCUUGACCCCAGCGCGAAAAACUAUCGCGCUAAGAACGAAUACUUCAUCGAUGCUUUCUUUAGACAUCGAUGGUACAGUGGGAAUCACAAGCGUGAUGGUCCCUCACUGCUUCAGGCGUGGAACGCCUACAUCCAUAACCUUGAGGAUGUAGGUCGUGACGCUUGGAACGACAAACUUAUCAAAGCUCGUGAUAAGUUUGAAAAUCGAAUUCCGACAGGUGCACGCUACAAGCUGCAUCGUCUGUCAAGGGAGAAGGGAUUACCCUGCCUCUCUUGGGGAGACUCGUGCCCAUGUUGUGUGAACAACUCUGCACGAGCACCUAAGGAGGCUUACCUCCUUACUAGCCCGUAG